This is a messenger RNA of Cebus imitator (Panamanian white-faced capuchin), 8912 nucleotides long. It is a transcript of the gene SLFN5, whose product is annotated as schlafen family member 5. The record is from RefSeq and is a predicted model, not a curated record. Bases 643 to 3318 code for a protein of 891 amino acids. The transcript has 5 exons. Lineage: Eukaryota; Metazoa; Chordata; Mammalia; Primates; Cebidae.
CCCAGUGCCCCCUCUACCAACACGUCUCACCAUACCCCUUGCCCCUCUUCCAGCACAGGGCUGGAGCAGCUGACGGGGUAAUUCCAGUAGGAAUCGAAGGAUUUGGAGGCGUCGGGGGAGAAACCUGCGGAGGGCUCUGCGAGCCUGAGGGUCCCAGGAAGACUCUGAGCGGGGCAGGGGGAGGUUCUGUAGGACCUGGGGGUGGACACCUAGGUCUCCUUCCCUUGGUGAAAUCAGAACUGAAUAUCUGAAAAAAAAAAAAAAAAUUGAAAACAGAGAAGCAACAAAGAAGCGCUUCUCCUCCUCAGUCCUCCCUAGUCCACCCAAAGUUGACCAAGCCUGUUGCCUUUGCAGGAGGGGCUUUGCGCUCCACACAACGAUGAGAUUGGGCUGUCCCUCUGUCUCCUGCGCGAAACCCCGCCCCGGGAGGUGUCAUGGAGCUCAGCUGAUAUAAGCCCCGGACCUGCGGUGUCAAGUUCUCUGCUCUGGACUUGGGAGGCUCCGUUUCCUGCUCCUGGAGGGAGACGCGCUGCAGAGGAGAACCCCGGCGGGUAAUGAGUCCCCCGCGCUUCUUUGCGCAGGUCUUCCCCAAACCUCCCCAGGAGAACAUUUCAGGAUAGGAAUAGGCCAAGUCCUGAGAAGAUGAGUCUUAGGAUUGAUUUGGAUACAAACUUUCCUGAGUGUGUUGUAGAUGCAGGAAAAGUCACCCUUGGGACUCAGCAGAGGCAGGAGAUGGACCCUCGCCUGCGGGAGAAACAGAAUGAAAUCAUCCUGCAGGCAGUGUGUGCUCUGCUGAAUUCUGGUGGGGGCGUAAUCAAGGCUGAGAUUGAAAACAAAGGCUACAAUUAUGAGACUCAUGGAUUAGGAUUGGAUGUGCCUCCAAUUUUCAGAAGAUAUUUAGAUGCAAUGCAGAAGGAAAACUACUUUUUGAUGUUUGUGAAAUCAUGGGACAUGGAGGAUGGCGUGCCACUUGCUACCUUAUGCUCCAAUUUGUACCACAGACAGAGAACAUCCACUGAUAUCAUGGAUUCUCAGGAAGCUCUGGCAUUCCUCAAAAGGAGGACUCAGACUCCUAUGAAUAUUAAUGUUUCCAAUUCAUUAAGUCCACAGGCAGCUCAGGGUAGUUUACAACAUGAAGGCAACAUAAAUGCCUCAGCUGCUGCUUUAUUUGAUAGAAAGCGGCUUCAGUACCUGGAAAAACUCAACUUUCCUGAGUCUACACAUGUUGAAUUUGUGAUGUUCUCGACAGACGUGUCACACUGUGUUAAAGACAGACUUCCGAAGUGUGUUUCUGCAUUUGCAAAUACUGAAGGAGGAUGUGUAUUUUUUGGUGUGCACGAUGCGACUUGUCAAGUGAUUGGAUGUGAAAAAGAGAAAAUAGACCUUACCAGCUUGAGGACUUCUAUUGAUAGCUGUAUUAAGAAGUUACCUGUCCAUCAUUUCUGCACACAGAGGCCUGAGAUACAAUAUGUCGUUAACUUUCUUGAAGUACAUGAUAAGGGGGCUCUCCAUGGAUAUGUCUGUGCAAUCAAGGUGGAGCGAUUCUGCUGUGCAGUGUUUGCCAAAGUGCCCAGUUCCUGGCAGGUGAAAGACAACCGUGUGAGACAGUUGCUCACAAGAGAAUGGACUGCUUGGAUGAUGAAAGCCGACCCAGAUCUUUCCAGGUGUCCUGAGAUGGUCCUUGCGCUGAGUUUGUCAUCUGCCACACCCCUCAGCAACACCGUGUGCAUUCAUAAGAAUCUGGAAGGUCUGAAAGAGCAGCAGAAACGCUACUUUCCAGUAUUUUCAGACAGAGUGGUGUAUACUCCAGAAAGCCUCUACAGGGAGCUCUUCUCACAACAUAAAGGACUCAGAGACUUAAUAAAUACAGAAAUGCGCCCUUUUUCUCAAGGAAUAUUGAUUUUUUCUCGAAGUUGGGCUGUGGACUUAGGUCUGAAAGAGAAGCAGGGGGUCAUCUGUGAUGCUCUUCUAAUUUCCCAGAACAACACCCCUAUUCUCUAUACCAUCUUCAACGAGUGGGAUGCAGGGUGCAAGGGCUAUUCUAUGAUAGUUGCCUAUUCUUUGAAGCAGAGGCUGGUGAACAUAGGUGGUUACACUGGGAGAUUAUGCAUCACUCCCUUGGUCUGUGUGCUGAAUUCUGAUAGAAGCUCACAAGGCGUUUACAGUUCAUAUUUACAAAUUUACCCCGAAUCCUAUAACGUCAUGAAACCCUUGCACAUGGAAGCCCUGUUACAGUCCCUCGUGAUAGUCUUGCUUGGGUUCAAAUCCUUCUUAAGUGAAGAGUUGGGCUCUGAGGUUUUGAACCUACUGACAGAUAAACAGUAUCAAUUGCUUUCAAAGAACCUUCGCAAGGCCAGAGAGUUGUUUGUUCAUGGCUUACCUGGAUCAGGGAAGACUAUCUUGGCUCUUAGGAUCAUGGAGAAGAUCAAGAAUGUGUUUCGCUGUGAACCGGAUAACAUUCUCUACAUCUGUGAAAACCAGCCCCUGAGGAAGUUGGUGAGUUGCAGCACGAAAAAGAUCUGCCAGGCAGUGACCCGGAAAACCUUCAUGAAAAACGGCUUUGAACACAUCCAGCACAUUGUCAUUGAUGAAGCUCAGAAUUUCCGCACUGAAGAUGGGGACUGGUAUUCAAAGGCAAAGUUCAUCACUCAGACAGCAAGGGAUGGCCCAGGAAUUCUCUGGAUCUUUCUGGACUACUUUCAGACCAAUCACUUGAGUUGCAGUGGCCUCCCCCCUCCCUCAGACCAGUUUCCAAGAGAAGAGAUCACCAGAGUGGUCCGCAAUGCAGUUCCAAUUGCCAAUUACCUACAACAUGUAAUGCAGGAAGUCAAAGAAAAUCCUCCACCUAACCUGCCCCCUGGGGCCCUGGUGAUGUACCACGAACCUAAAUGGGCUGAAGGUGUCCCAGGCAACUUAGAGAUUAUUGCAGACUUGAGCUUGGAGGAGAUACUGAUUUACGUAGCAGAGAAGUGCCGUUUUCUCUUGAGGAAUGGUUAUUUUCCCAAGGAUAUUGCUGUGCUUUUCAGCAAAGCAGGUGAAGUGGAAAAAUAUAAAGACAAGCUUCUAACAGCAAUGAGGAAGAGGAAAAUGUCUCAGCUCAAUGAGGAAUCUGAUCCGUUACUGCAGAUCGGGGACGCGUCUGAUGUUCUGGCCGAUCACAUUGUGUUGGACAAUAUCCGUCGCUUUUCAGGCCUGGAAAGAAACAUCGUGUUUGGAAUCAAUCCAGGAGUAGCCCAGCCGGCUGGGGUCUACAAUCUUCUGCUCUGUUUGGCUUCUAGGGCAAAAAGACAUCUGUACAUUCUGAAGGCUUCUAUGUGAUAGGAGAACCCCAGGCUAAGAAACAAGUAAGUGGUUCUCAUCUCUAAUCAAAUCAUUUGAUCCAAACAUGUAAGCACACACUCACUUAUUAAGCCACGUACUCUUCUAGGUGCUGGGGAUUGAGGACGAAUCAAUGUAAGGUUUCUCCUUUAGGGCAGAGACAGACCACUGACAAGUACACAGAUAGACAAGGGGUUUCCCAUAGUAAUAAGGAAUAUCAGCAAUUAGAGGCCCCUGAGACUCAGAGAUGUGUGUGUGUGUGUGUGUGUGUGUGUGUGUGUGUGUGUAGGCAGAUGGAGGGAUGCGGUGGUUAUUUUGGGUGGUCAGGGAAGUGCUCAGGGAGGGAAGAAAGUGUCAUGAAAAGACCUGAGUGUGCCAGGCAGACUCAGAUGUCUUUGUUGUUUUUAACAUGGCCACGUGCGGAAACGCUUGAAUGGGAUGUGCAAGCAGAAUGUGAAGGAUGGAGCGGUGGCUCAUCUGGCCUUGUAGGGGCCAGGAACAGGCAAGACAUGUUUUGAAAUGUAAGAUCACGGGCUGUUUUUCGCAAGACCACAUGAUGUUACUUUAUUCUUUUCUGCUUUUGCUUUUAAUGGCAUUAGAUGGUUUUUGAUCACUAUAUUUUAAGAUACUUUUUGUAUGCCUUUUGGUUAUCUGGAAUCUGCUCCUUAGCUCUGCUUUUUUAUCCUUAUGGAGCAUCGUAGGUUACUACAUGAAGGGAAGACUGCCACAGCCCCCCAGGGAGGCACACUAUGUUUUAUUGAUUGAUUUUAAGAUGAUACAGGGCCUAGGAGGACGAAUGUAUUGGACUUGAAGGUUACAUUUUGUUUUUUCAUUUAAUUUAAUAACCAACAAAAUGACAAAAUCAGUUUAAUAUCGUACUUCUCCUAAGUCUUCAGGAUUUUAGCUAGUCUUUCAAAAGCCAUUGCUACAAAAGUGCAAAUUUUUCAUUUCCUGUGGGUCUCUAGAAAUUCUCUAAAUAUUUAAAGCCAACAAAUCCAUCUUUUCUGAGAGACAAAAACUAAAAAAUUCAAAGAGUUAAUUCUCUAUUCAAAACAGCAAGACCCUGCUAUUUCCCAAGAAUCAAGAAAUUUAAAAUUGUAAGAAGUAUGAACUUGAGGCUAGAAUUGGUUUAUUUCUGGCAGCUACCGACAAUAUUAAGAACUUUACUCUUUAAGACAAUUUCACAGGAAAGCAUGAAAUUAAUCUAUUGUAAAAUGUUUUUAUGACUAACUUGGAUUAUACUGCAAAUCACUAGUAAGUAGAGAUAUAUUUAAGAUAAAAUGAUUAAUAUAACAAGUGGUAAUUCUGAAUAAAGAUCUGAAUAAAUCCAGAUUACAGACUCUCCCUUUACCAAUAUGUAAAAGAAUGCACAAAAUUAGUAAAAAUAUAGCCCAAAAUUUACUGGCAACAGAGAAGCAAAGAAUGGAGUUUUAACCUUACACUAUAAACAUCUAACAGAUAUGUAUGAAAAUUUUAAAAAUAGAAUAGGUUGGGCACGGUGGCUCAUGCUUAUAAUUCCAAGACUUUAGGAGGCCAAGGUGGGAGGAUUAUUUGAGCCCAGGAGUUCAAAACCAGCUUGGGCAACAUAGUGAGACCCUGUCUCUCAAAAAUAAAUAAAUAAAUUUAGCUGGGAAUGAUGGUGAACACCUGGAGUCCCAUCUACUUAGAAGGCUGAGGCAGGAAGAUCACUUGAGCUCAGGAGUCUGAGGUUACAGUGAGCUGUGAUCCUGCCAGCGCACUCCAGCCUGGGUGACAGAGCAAGCCCCUGUCUCUAAAAAAUAAAUAAAUAAAAUAAAAAAUAGAAUUUAAAAGUUUUACAUAAAGGCAUAGCUACUAUCUCAUCUGCCCAGUGUAGUCAUGAAUAGAUGUCACAUAAAGAAAAGAAAACCAGAAUUCUUGUUAAUAUGACCAAUUUGAAGGGUGGUGGCGGAGGUAUUGAGCAGGCAGCUCAGGGAAACACCAGGUAGACACUAUAGCAUAGAAUUCCCUGACUGUCCCCAAGAACUCUCUGUAGAUACAGGAGGGAUUUUCCAGAAUUUCACAUGAAUUCAACAAAGGGGUCUGUGUCUUAUUCCUGCAUGCUUUGCCUCCUUCAUGGAAUUCAGCAGAUAUAAUGGAAUUUCCUAGGCAGCAAUCAAGAGUAGAAACCAGGUUAACAGCGAGGGCCUCAUCUCACACCAGAUCAGAUCAGGCUUCAGAAAAGUAGAUGGAAGACACUACCCAGGCCUCCAGCUAUACAAUGGAGAGGAAGCCAAACAAGUGUGUUUCUCUAAGAAAGUUGUCAAGGAGAGCCCUUCUAUGCCAUCUUAAAGUAAAAAGAAAGACUCUACCCAGCGACCCUCAUUAAGCAUUAGAAAGAUAAGUCGUCUGAUCAUUAGGCAGAAAGACAACAGGGAAAAAAUGUAAAAAAUAAACAUGGCAUAAACCAGAUGAAGAAUCCAUCCUGAAAGGAUGUAUAACUCAGGGGACAAAAGACAACUCACCAUAGGUCGGGCGCCGUGGCACACUUUGGGAGCCUCCCAGCACUUUGGGAGGCCAAGGCAGUUGUAUCACCUGAAGUCAGGAGUUUGUGACCAGCCUGGCCAACAUGGUGAAACCCUGUCUCUACUAAAAAUGCAAAAAUUAGCUGGGUGUGAUAGUGCACACCUGUAAUACCAGCUACUUGGGAGGCUGAGGCAUGAGAAUUGCUUGAACUCAGGAGGCAGAAGUUAUGGUGAGCCAAGAUCGCACCAUUGCACUCCAGCCUGGGUGACAGAGUGAGACCCUGUCUCAAAAAACAAACAAAAUCUCCCCAUAGAUGUCCAUGCCAUAGAAGAAUUUGAGAAGUCUAUAAAUUCAAUAAAGCAAGAGUUGAAAGCCUGUCCCACUACACCCAAGUUUUUCCUCUCUGAAUUGCAGACUAGAAACUCUAGGGUACUAAGCUGGGGCAGUCACAGAGGUGACCUCAUCUGUUUCCCACAUCCUACAUUACGACAGGGAUCAGGGAUCAGUAUCCUUCACUGACUGAUUUCCAAUAUCUUGAGGCCUAUUGUUUCAUCUAUUUUGUCUGAUUUUGCAGUUGUUUUAGAAGGGAAGAUAAAUAUGGUCCCGGUUCCUCUAUCUUGACCACAAGUGUCUAAGAAGACAGUGAAGCAAUAUGUGUAUAGUUCUUAAGGAAAUAAAUUCUGACCUAAAAAUAUUAAACUUAGUCAAAAUAUUAUUCUAGUACAAAGGCAGCACAUGGGUAUUUUUGAACAUAAAAGAGUCCUAGAAAUACAGGACUCAUGAAUCAUCCUUUAAGAAAAGUUACGCAGUAAGGAAAUCUAGAUAAGCAAAAAUAUGUGAAAAUAAAAUAUUAUUAUAAUUGGACCAAAAUGAAGCUUAAAUCCAUUCACGUAUAUAUAUAAUUAAGAUAUGUAGGAAUAAUAAUUACGGAAAAGAAUGUUACAAACCUUCACAAGGUAAAGAUAUUUUUAUAUCAGGUAGAUUCUUCUGUUUCAAUCUAUAAAACCAGGGUUUAGAUCAUUAAAAAAAACAAACAAAAGUAAUUUAUUGAAAUCAUUAGAGAGGACCUGAUAGAAUAAAAGGACAAACUGACCAAAUAGGCUUUAGAGGGGAGAGGUGCCUGAGAAGCUACAAGGACCUAGCCGGCAGGGGUGACUUGACCAUAGUCAUGUUUUUUACUUGAUUUAAGAAGGGUUAAAUUACAGUGAGAGACUUUCACUUGCCUAGUUUGCAUACUCAACUCUUCUCUAGCAUAGGGCAGGUUCCUUGGUUGAAUAAUUUCCACAAAACAUGAUGUAAAGUGGAAAGAUCACUUCCCCCAGAGAAUAUCAGUUACCAAAAUAGAAUGAAAGGAUGUUGGGUAGAUCAAAACAACAGAUGUGCAUUAUAGCAAUUAACUAAAGUUAGGGAGUGGGAAAGUUUGAGUGCCAAUAUGUAUUUCAAGACAACUUUAAAAAUGGCUCCAAACAUUUUAUGCUUUUUGCAAUUUAGUCAUUUUAAUAUUAGAAAAAUCUUCGUGUAACUAAAAGUUCUUGAGUUGAAGAAAUAUUCUGUAGUUCAGCUCUUCCUUCAAUUUGAUUACUUAAUUUUUAUUUUGUUCAAGCAAAAUAAAUAUAAAAAUAAUUUUAAAAUAGUAUGUAUCAUAUCAUUCCAUUUAACAUAACUCUAUCUAGCUGUUCCCGUGUUUUCUCUGCUAUAUUUUAAAGCUUUCUGGAAUAUUAUUAACCUUGAAUAUUUCUAGUUGAUGAACUUAUAAGUGAUUUGUUGUUUUCUUUUCUCUUUCAGUAUUGCUAGAAUUAAUUUUAUUGACUUUGCACCUUUGUAUAAAGACCUUGAAGGUCACAUGCUGAAAUCACCCUCUACUAAAACAAUCUUCUAGAAAUAAUAGAGAAAAUUUUAAAACAUUACCAUAUACAUAGCCAUCCUCACAAACAAGAAAAGCAUCUCUCCAUGGAUUAAAACCUAUGAGGCAUUUGUUCGUACAGGUAGGGAAGCGCUGGGUAAACUGCAGUAUACACUGAGGCUGGCACCACCACAGGCCAGGACAACUAUUGUCACAAAGCCAGGACAGACUCUCCCAACCAGAAAGUGUUGCCCUGAGGGGAGGCCAAAUCCAUUUUGCCCCCAGUUAGCGAGACCAAAGCCUAAAACUAAAAUACCCAUGCUUCAGGGUUCGUCGGUGUUGACACUGAUGGCAUUUUGGGCUGGACAGUCCUUUAUUGUGAGAGGCUUCCCUACACACUGUAGGAUGUUUAGCAGCGUUCUUGGCCCUACUCCCUAGAGGCCAGUAGCAACUCCACCAGCCUCCUUCCCCUACCCCAGGGUUGGAUGUCAGUUGUGACAACCAAAAAUAUCUCCAGACAUUGCCAAAUGUCCCUUGGAUGGCAAAAUCACCGCCACCAUACCUCUUUUGACUAAAAGAGUUUCCAGAACAGUAGCAGAAUAUAUAAGUCAAGCAUAACACAUUAUAGUCAAGAUUCAGAACAUCAAAGAUUCUUUUUGAUUCCUAAAAGAAAAAAGUUUAGAAAAUCUACAAAAAGAAGAGUGAAUUUGACAAUAACUAUUUCACUAGCAAGAUUAGAUGUAAGCAGAAUACAGGCAGCAACAUUGAACUUAGACUUCUCUCCCCAUACUAUCAUUCAGAGUAGAGAGCAAAAUAAAUAGAUUUUCUGACUGGAACAAGUGGGAAUAAUGUACUCACAUUAUUCAUCUUCAUGUAGGGAUGGGCUAUAAGUGAUUUUUAAAAAACUUCCUACUUGUCCCAAGUCAGAAAACCUAUUCAUAUAGGGAUGCGCUAUUAGCAAGCGUAUAUGAAUAAUGUACUCUAGCAAGAAAAAAAAAUGAACUGAGAAGAAAGUAGUGGUUUUGAGAAGGAAAGGUGAACAAAUAAAUUAGUGAAACAUAAGAUUAAGUCUAUACAUAUUAUUUUCUAAUUGCCUAGUAUGUCAGACUACAUCUAGUUAGAAAAUAAUGAUGAAAGAAAAAGCCAUAUUGUAAUUCCAACAAAAAGAUAAAAUAAUUAAGAAUAACUGCAACAAGAAAGUAUAAGCUCUUCAGGAAUAAAACUAUACAAUGAAACUAAAGAGCACAAAUAAGAACUUAGAUAAAAA